AUGGCUGAAGAUUUAGCAAUAGCUACGGGCUCAUCCACCAACAAGCCUCCAUUCUUUGAUGGAACUGAGUAUCCUUAUUGGAAAACUCACAUGCAACUAUUCAUUGAAUCCACAAACUACAGGCUCUGGGACAUCAUUGAAAAUGGCAACAUCGUUCACAAAGAUGAUGCUGUAGAACCAAUAAAGAAGGAUCAACUGACAGAAGCACAACACAAGGACUAUCAACUUAAUGCUAGAGCUAAGUCAUUCCUUUUAUGUGCUUUAAGAAAAUCUCAGUUGGAUAAGGUUGAUGGCUUAGCAACGGCCAAAGAAGUCUGGGAAGCUCUAGGGUUGGCAUAUGAAGGUACGGCAAAUGUCAGACAAGCCAAAGUAAGCCUACUUGUGGCUGAAUAUGAAACCUUCAAGAUGAAGGAAAGUGAAAGCAUUGAUGACAUGUUUGGAAGAUUCCAAACCAUUGUCAAUGGGCUUAGGAAUCUUGAUCGCAAGUAUGAAAAUGUUGAUCAAAUCACAAAGAUUCUAAGAUGCCUUCCCAGGAGAUGGAGACCUAAAGUCACAGCCAUUCAAGAAUCUAAAGAUCUCAGCACCUUGAGAUUGGAAGAUCUUUUGGGAUCCCUAAAGGUCCAUGAGAUAGAGUCGGCUCACGACGAAGGACAAAAGAAGCAAAAGAAUAUUGCUUUCAAAGCAAACAGUUCAAAGGAUGUCCAAACAAAAGAACAAUCUGAAGAAGAAGAAUCCUCAGAAGAAAUGUCAGACGAUGAACAAGCUCUCUUCAACAGAAAGUUCAAGCGUAUGUGGAUCAAACAACAGAAAGGAAAAGGUACUUCAAGGAAGGACAACAAAAGAGAUUCAAGCUUGAAGAAGAAACCGUUCACUCACAAAAGUGAAGGUGGCUCAAACUUGGACAAAAGCAACAUCACCUGCUUCGAGUGCAAGAAGCCAGGACACAUCAAGCCUGACUGUCCAAAACUUGCAAAGAAAUCAGGCAAGAAGCCCUUCUACAAGAAAAAGAAAGCGCUAGCUGCUGGAUGGGAUGAAUCUGAGGACGAUUCAGAAGAUGAAGAUGAAGGGGAAGAUGAUGAUGCACUCUUUGCUCUUAUGGAUUCUGCAGCAAGCUCGGAGGAUGAAGAUAAUGAUGAGGUAAAACCUGAAAACCUUAAAGAAGAAUUCAACGAAUUACUUGAACAUUCAUAUACUCUAUCUGAAAAAUACAAAGCUUUGAAGAAACAGUUUGCUAAAUUACAACUUGAGCAUGAAAAGGUUUUAAUAGAAAAGAAUCAUGUGCUUAAUGAGAAUAUUGCUUUGAAAGAACAAGACUCUGUUAAGGAAGUGACUUCUCUUAAGAAAAGAAUUAAAGUACUAAUAGAUGAUCUAUCCAUAUUCACUAUAGGACAUGAUAAUCUAGUUAAACUUUGUGGAAAUAAACGUGAACUGUAUGAUAAAAGUGGACUAGGAUUUGAUAGUGAAUCAACUUCAUCUAGUGAAUGCAUGUCUGAUAUAUCUUUUGUAUCAUCUGAGAUUGAUCAAAACAAAUUUGUUGUGAACUGUAAAAUUGAGCGAGUUGUAUCUAUGAGAAAAACGUUCCCGCAAAAGUGA
Messenger RNA from Lotus japonicus, 1593 nucleotides. RefSeq lists its product as uncharacterized. Gene Ontology annotation, molecular function: zinc ion binding; nucleic acid binding. The record is from RefSeq and is a predicted model, not a curated record. The coding region runs from base 1 to 1593 and encodes 530 amino acids. Lineage: Eukaryota; Viridiplantae; Streptophyta; Magnoliopsida; Fabales; Fabaceae. The transcript has a single exon.